AGGGCGCGUGCAUUGGGGGGUGGUCACGUGGUCUGUGCUGCUGGGGGAGCCCUGGGGGGUCGCUAACUGCCCCUUGCUGCCCACAGGAGGCGAUGGAGGAGGAGGAGGGCAGUCCUGCUGCUGCCCCGGCAGAGGGUCCUGCGGGGGACAUGUACAGCUACAUCAAGGAGGACCUGUUCACCUCGGAGAUCUACAAGGUGGAGAUCCAGAACCUGCCCAAGUACAUCGGCUUCAACGAUGUGAAGAAGUUCCUGGCCAAGUACGGACUGGCCCCACACAAGAUCAAGCUGUUUGGCAAGCAGACCUUCGCCUUCGUCACCUUCAAGAGCGAGGAGGAACGGGACCGGGCCCUGCGCAUCCUCCACGGGACCCUGUGGAAAAACCGCCCCUUGAGUGUGAGGUUGGCCAAGCCCAAAGCUGACCCCAUUGCCAAGAAGAGGAAGAAGGAGGGCGAGGAGACAGAGCAGGACCAGGCCAAGCGCCGGGCUGUGGCCAGCGACAAUGGGGAGGAAGAGCCUCCGGGCAGGCGGAUCGCGGAUGUGGUGACCCCUCUGUGGAAAGUGCCCUACGAGGAACAGCUGGUAAAGAAGAAACAAGAGUGCGAACAAGUGCUGCAGAAACUAACCAAGGAAAUAGGAAACAACAACAAAGCACUGUUACCUUGGCUGUUUGUGCAGAAGCAGAAGUAUAAUAAAAUCUGUUGCCCAGUAGAGGGAGUAAAAGCAUCACCAUUACAGACUGAGUACCGCAACAAAUGUGAAUUUUUGAUCGGCGUAGGUGUAAACCAAGAAGACAAAACUGUGGGCUGUCGCCUUGGCAAAUACAAGGGUGGAACUUGUGCUGUAGUGGAACCGUUUGACACUAUUCACAUUCCUGCUCUUGCCAAAAAGGUAGUGAAAGCCUUUCAAGACUACAUAAGGUCAACCCAUUACUCAGUUUACAGCCCAGAAACCUAUGAAGGUCACUGGAAGCAGCUCACAGUCCGUACCAGCAGCGAUGGCCAUAUUAUGGCAAUAGCUUAUUUCAAUCCUCAGAAAUUAAGUAAAGAAGAGCUUGCUGAGUUGAAAGCAUCUCUGGCAAAGUACUUUACAGAAGGGACCGGAAAGGACAGUGGGGUAACCUCUCUGUACUUUGUAGAGGAGGGUCAGAGAAAAUCUCCCAAUCGUGAAGACUUGCCCUUAGAUCACGUGGCUGGUGAUAAGUACAUAUAUGAAGAACUUCUUGGUCUAAAGUUUAGAAUUUCUCCCCAUGCAUUUUUCCAAGUAAAUACCCAGGCUGCAGAGGUUUUAUAUACAGCCAUUAGAGACUGGGCUCAGCUGACCCAAGAUAGCACUGUACUUGACAUCUGCUGUGGAACAGGAACCAUAGGACUUUCGUUGGCAAAGAAAGUAAAGAAAGUGAUUGGAAUUGAGCUCUGUCAAGAAGCUGUGGAGGAUGCCAAAGUGAAUGCCCAGAUUAAUGAACUAACUAAUGUUGAAUUUCACUGUGGAAAAGCUGAAGACAUUGUUCCUUCUUUAAUUAACUUACUGGCUUCACAAAACCUGAUUACAGUUGUGGAUCCACCACGAGCUGGGCUACAUUCCAAGGUGAUUCUUGCAAUCCGGAGGGCUGAACACCUGAAGAAACUCAUUUAUGUAUCCUGCAAUCCUAGAGCUGCCAUGAAUAACUUUGUGGACCUUUGUCGAGCUCCCUCCAAUCGUGUGAAAGGAAGCCCUUUCCGUCCCAUUAAAGCAAUGGCUGUAGACCUGUUUCCUCAGACUAUGCAUUGUGAACUGCUGCUAUUUUUUGAAAGAGUAGAAUAUUCAAAUGGAAAUUCUGCUGAACCUACUCCAGACUCAGCUCUCAUCAAAAACACAGGGGACGAUUCUAUGCAAAAGGACACCGCUGACCAAACUGAUGAGGAGAAACUACAAACUCUACCUUCAGCUUAAUGUUGACAGGCUGGACAGUGUGUCUGCCUACGUAUAUGUUAUUCAUAAAGACAGACAACUAACUUGAUCUGUUGCUAUCUGCAUAAGUAACACUUCUCAGAAAAAGUGAAAGAAUGCUGCUAUUUGAAACACCUGCACUAGCCCUAUAGGACUUAUUUUUUCUGUACAGCAUACCAGUCACCUAGCUUCCAAAUAGAUGAAUGUUUAGAUUGAAUGCAUCUUUAAUUCAACAAAUGAAGAUGAAUUUGAUCUUCGUAAGAUACUAAAAAACCUAGUUCUUGAGGAAAUUAAGCUUAUUACAUAAAUCAACUUUUUCUCUACCCCUCCCCCCAGCCCCCCACUCAUGAGCAAGUUGGCUUUGAGACAGUGGGACAGCCUGCAUGAGUGGAAGAAACGAUCAUGACUUCACCCUUAAAAGCAUGCUGAAAUAUACAGAAGUAAGAUUUUUAAUUCUUAAGUUCUGUCCAAUUUAAUAACAAGGCCUUCUAAUACACGGACAUUUGCCAGAAACUCGGAUUGAGUGAAUGUUUUAUUUUUCUAAAGCCACAGGAAUGUUAUAAGUUUGAAAAUGUUAUGGUCAGGGUAAGAGUGAACAUCUAUUAACAAUAAGCUAAUUCUGUUAAGACAUGUUUUGGCUCAUGGACUGACUUCAAAUAAACUGCUCUAAAUGU
Gavialis gangeticus (Gharial) is the source of this 2602-nucleotide messenger RNA. It is a transcript of the gene TRMT2A, whose product is annotated as tRNA methyltransferase 2 homolog A. Gene Ontology annotation, biological process: RNA processing. The coding region runs from base 93 to 1931 and encodes 612 amino acids. Lineage: Eukaryota; Metazoa; Chordata; Crocodylia; Gavialidae. The record is from RefSeq and is a predicted model, not a curated record. Gene Ontology annotation, molecular function: RNA binding; RNA methyltransferase activity. The transcript is spliced from 11 exons.